This is a messenger RNA of Plectropomus leopardus (leopard coralgrouper), 3909 nucleotides long. It is a transcript of the gene homeza, whose product is annotated as homeobox and leucine zipper encoding a. The record is from RefSeq and is a predicted model, not a curated record. Gene Ontology annotation, biological process: regulation of transcription by RNA polymerase II. Gene Ontology annotation, molecular function: DNA binding; DNA-binding transcription factor activity, RNA polymerase II-specific. Gene Ontology annotation, cellular component: nucleus. NCBI's taxonomy places the organism in Eukaryota, Metazoa, Chordata, Actinopteri, Perciformes, Serranidae.
GGCUUCCUGGUCCUCAGCUCCGCCUCGCCUCGAUCUGGCCGGACAGCGAAAACACUUCUCAGUCAAAGAACAAAAGCAACAACGGAUGGACCGCGGAGGACGAAGUAACGGCGACUCAAAUUCAGACCUGAAUCUCACGGAUUGAAAGAACUGUGCCCUUAGACGGCAGGAUUUAGCCGACGACUGAACUCAUACGAAAGGCGGCAAACUUGGUCGCCUCGCAUCGUUGUAUCCCGACCGUAAUCCGUCGAGGUGCUUGAUAAAUAAGACAAGGGUCAAACCGACAGACACACGGUAUUGUUUCCUUGGUCUUCCUCUGAACUUCGGCCAUAAAAAGCGGAGCGCCAGAGGAGUAACUCCCGGUUUCUUUUGUUUUCUUUACGCCCAAACGGACCCCUGGGAUAACCGGUUAUUUCGGCAUUUUCGGUUUCUCUUUCUCUAUCUGUCUUUGUGAAGAGGCUACACUCAUCUUUUGGGACUGAGAACUUGGGAGUGGAACAAAGCCUGACUGGCAAGGGGUGAAAGAGCCCAUUUUGAUAUCCCAGAUGGCAACCCACGGUAAACGUAAUGGCAGAAAUGGACUCCUUAUGGGCAUGAAGGGAUCUACUGAACGAAAAGUAACAAAGACAGAAUGUGAAGGAAAACUUGGAGUUAAACACCCCUCUGAAGAUUUGCGCCACUCUGCCAGCUCAGCUGAAAGCAACGUGAGUGGUAUGGCUAGUUUCACCACCAACCACAACUCUGCUGUAUGCCUGCCUCUUGUGUCAGAGGGACUGAAAUUGGUAUGGACACAGUCGGAUCAAACUCGUGAACUCGACACAAUCCCAGAGCUGGUCCAAGCCUUUAACUUAUUUCCAUACCCAUCAUCCCGUGAGAUCAACAACCUGGCCCGGGUAUGUGCCUUGCCACUGGAUAAAGUUAAGGUGUGGUUUAUGGUGCAAAGAAUUAAAUAUGGUAUUAGCUGGUCCUCAGAGGAGAUAGAGGAGACUAGGCAAAAGCUGGCUGUGCCUGAGCUUUGUGAAUAUUCUGCUGAAACACAUGAGGAAGAAAAAAUGAAGAGCAGAAGUUGUGAGGAACUGGAAAUUGAGGAUAAGGACAACAUUGAAGAUGAGGGUGUUCUCUCUAUUCCCCAGAAGAAGAAACCAAAGUGUGAAUCACCAGAUUCCUAUAAACCAGCCAAACCUACUGUCCCAUGUUUCAGCUCCACCCUCCCACCUCCUCAGGAUUCAUACUUCUACCGCCCACCAGUGGACAAGCCACCAAGUACAGCAGCUGAUGUCUCCCUUGACCUCUCAGAUUCAUCAUCACGACGGAAUCGUCUUGGCCGCUACAAAAAGUCUAAAGCUCAACUGGCUGCCCUUAGGAAGAGCUUUCUGAGAGAGAACUGGCCUGCUGAGGUAGAACUUAGACGUUUGCAGGAAGAAACGGGGCUGAGCCGUAAUGACAUUCGUAAAUGGUUCAGUGAUAGCAGGUACCAACUUAGGGUUGGCCGAGGAAGUCUUGCUGCAGCUCAGAACUAUACCCAACACAGUGGAGGUAAACAGGAUCAACAAAUUCAACCUCUGCCACUUACAACACAGAAGACUAGUCAACUGAACUUGUUGAAGGGUCUGGAGGGAGCCCGCAACAAUGGGAUUAAAGAUUCAGAUUUCUUUCAGACAUUUUUAUCUAACAGUUUGGAAGCAAUUGGGGAAAGGGUCCUUGAGUCAGAAGGGUAUGAUAUUAUGGAGGAGCUUUCUGGGGAUGGCGACAGUUUUAAAGACGAAGAACAAAAUGAAGACCAACCCUUACAACUGACCAAGACCUGCAAGAUUGAGCCAGAUGUACCACAAGAACCAUCAGGUAUAUUAAGAUCCUCUCCGUGCUCUUCCCCCUCUGGCAGCCCACCACUUACUGCCUCACCUAAUAAACUACUUUCAAACAGCAUCAGCACAUCAAAGAAGUCAGCCCGCUUAGCCAAAGUCAGUCCCUCACAAAUCCCGUUGCACACCUCAAGGGCUCCCUUAUCUACACCCCCUGCCCUCACUCCGGCUGGGCGACCAAGAAAGACCAAGGAGCAGCUGGAUAUGUUAAAGCAGCACUUCUUGCGCUGUCAGUGGCCCAAGAGUGAAGACUACACUGAACUUGUUAAGCUUACAGGUUUACCCCGUGCAGAUGUUAUUCAAUGGUUUGGGGACACACGGUAUGCCGUGAAAAAUGGCCAGCUGCGCUGGGUGAAGGGGGUCCGCGACCAGUUCUUGGCAGAACUUGCUGCCCAGCAAAGUAGCAGCGGUUUAACUAAUGGCUCUGGGACAUCAUCUCGGCCUGGGGGUAGUCGAAAACGAAAAGCUCAAGCAAAUGCAGCAAGUGCAGAUUAUCCUGAUAUCCAGCCGUUAGUGACAUAUCACCUUUCAACAGGCUCACUACAUGAAAAAGACCUUGACUCUCUAUGCAAGAAAUCAAGAAUGAGCUACCAGCAGGUGCGAGAUUGGUUUGCAGCUCGUGAUGUUGGGGGGGACUGACCAAGAACCCAUUGUUGCUGAUUAAGACACUGGAACCAGACUUAAGAACAUUUCUGAAAGUUGAUGGAGUGCUCCUGAAAACUUUUGCACCAACAAGCAUAGUUAUUACUUUGGUUUAAAUUGCUUUAAAUCUGCAGGUUUGUAACAUCCGGUCUUCCCAGUACAAGCCCAGUUUGGGGCUUGUGUUUUUAUAUAUGCUGCAUUUCCUGCUUAUCCUAAUAUAUUUUGGACUUGAAUUAUAAUUGUGCUGCCCUUGUUGCUGUAAAUAGGACAGUAACUUCUACACUGGUUUGCUUUUUUUUUUUUUUUUUUAAUAGCAUUUUUUUGUUUAGAUAUCACUACUACAGACUUUUAGUAUUCCAUUGUAGCAGCAUCAUUUAAAUUGGUUGUACUUUUGGUACCUGACUAAAGCAGAUAAGAAACUGCUCCGGAUAAACGUCUAUGUUGAUAAAUUUGUUGACUGAUCACUGUGUGUAAUCAUUCCUUUACAGCCAAUAAUUCCUUGUCAUGAAAAGCACACUGGACAUGUACACUUAAUUAGACAUCUUGCACUUUGGUUUCAGAGCCUGCUGCCAUAUUCAUUAAAUCCAAUUCUUUCACAAAAUAUCAGUCCCUAACUAAACAGUGUCAUUCUUCAUCCCUUAACACUGAAACCUAUUGUCAUGCCUUUUGAACACAGCAUGAUACAUCUAAUUCUACUAAUGUCUACAGCAUAUUUCUGAGACACAUUCCCUGAUUCUCCUUUAAACGCUCUGCUGUAAUACAUAAUUUGCUAUUUGUAUACAUUUGGUAUUUGCAUUUAACUGCACCUUUUUUGAAUAGUAAAGGAUAACAGUUGUAUCAACAUCAUACAAAGUCAGAAUUGCCAGCUUCAGCUCUGAUUUACACUCCUUAAGUCAGUAUUUUUUAUAUCUUUUGUCUUAAUAGCUGUAGGGUGUGACUUGAUGGAUUAUAAUCUAGACAAACUAGACAAGAUAACAGAUGGGGGCCACAUACUGUAUAAGUAGCAAUGGGUAUUUAAUCCAAAGACUGUUCCAAAUGACUGUUCUGAUAAAUCAGAUUAUGAAUUAUAGCACAAACAUUAUACAGUCAGGUUAUAAUUAUAGAAAAACUCCACACUCUAAAGUAUUUUUAGUAAACCUACAGGGGGUGAAGUGGGCUUUAGAUGGACUUUAGUUCAUUAGAAAUGUCUGGAUAAAGGUUAGAUAACCAGGAUGUUGGUAAAGCAGUGUCCAUCACGGUGUUUUGUCAUUCUAUUAGUAAUGAAAAGUCAAUGCGAGUGUCAUGCUGUCCGUAACGCUUAGUGUCUUCUUUUGAAGAUGUUUUCAAUGUAUUUUCUCCUUUUUGAAACAUUUCUCAUUUGCACAAUUGUGUCACUGGAAACCAGUAAAGGAUUUGCCUUUCUAAA